This is a messenger RNA of Morchella sextelata, 5280 nucleotides long. RefSeq names its product DNA-directed RNA polymerase II subunit RPB1. Gene Ontology annotation, cellular component: RNA polymerase II, core complex. The record is from RefSeq and is a predicted model, not a curated record. Bases 1 to 5280 code for a protein of 1759 amino acids. Lineage: Eukaryota; Fungi; Ascomycota; Pezizomycetes; Pezizales; Morchellaceae. Gene Ontology annotation, biological process: transcription by RNA polymerase II. The transcript has 7 exons. Gene Ontology annotation, molecular function: DNA binding.
AUGACGUUGAUUUUCGAACACUCGAGCGCGCCUCUGCGCACUAUCAAGGAGAUCCAAUUUGGUCUCCUGUCGCCAGAGCAAAUCAAAGGCAUGAGCGUGUGUCAUAUCGAAUACCCCGAAACUAUGGACGAAGCGAAGUUGCGUCCUAGAGAAAAAGGUUUAAACGAUCCUCACCUAGGUUCGAUUGAUCGUUCAUUCAAGUGUGCCACUUGUGAUGAGGGCAUGUCGGUUUGUCCGGGUCAUUUUGGUCAUAUUGAACUUGCAAAACCGGUAUAUCACGUCGGCUUUCUCAAUAAAAUCAAAAAGGUUCUUGAGACAGUUUGCUACAACUGUUCAAAGAUCAAGUUAGAUGAAUCAAACCCCCAAUUUGCCGAUGCUUGCAAGAUUCGAGAGCCAAAAGCUCGUUUCAACGCUGUAUGGCGUCUAUGCAAAGCAAAAUCCACUUGUGACUCUGACAACACCGCUGGCGACGAAGAGAACAAUUUCGGCGAUGACGCAGGCACCAACCCGGAGAAGAAGAAGUCCCACGGUGGUUGUGGUAAUAAGCAACCUACUAUUCGGCGUGAAGGUCUCCGCCUGAUCGGGACUUGGAAACCGGACAAGGAUGCACAGGAGGAAGCUAGUCAGGGAGAGAAGAAGCCAAUUCUUCCUUCAGAAGUUCUCAGUAUUUUCAAACACAUCACUAGUGAUGAGAUAAGGAAGAUGGGGCUGAGCGAAGAUUAUGCUCGACCAGAGUGGAUGGUGAUUACGGUUCUGCCCGUGCCACCACCACCCGUUAGGCCCAGUAUCUGUGUGGAUGGUAUGGGUGGAGGAAUGCGUGGAGAAGACGAUUUGACAUACAAGCUGGCCGAGAUUAUCCGAGCAAAUGCCAGUGUACGCGAUGCCGAACAAAACGGAUCUCCAGCGCACGUUGUCAACGAAUUUGAGGCCCUCUUACAAUUUCAUGUCGCUACCUACAUGGACAACGAUAUUGCUGGUCAACCACAGGCUCUGCAGAAAUCAGGAAGACCGGUGAAGUCAAUCCGUGCUCGUCUCAAGGGAAAGGAGGGUCGUCUACGUGGAAACUUGAUGGGAAAGCGUGUUGAUUUUUCAGCUCGUACGGUCAUUACUGGUGACCCUAAUCUUUCACUCGACGAAGUUGGUGUUCCUAGAAGUAUAGCCAGGACCCUGACAUAUCCCGAAAUUGUUACUCCCUACAAUAUUCACAAGCUGCACAAGCUCGUUGAAAAUGGGCCGAAUGAACAUCCAGGUGCCAAGUACAUCAUCCGUGACACUGGUGAGCGUAUCGAUCUCCGGCAUCACAAGAAAGCGGGUGAGAUCUCGUUGCAAUACGGGUGGAGAGUUGAAAGGCAUAUCAUCGAUGGUGAUUACAUUAUCUUCAAUCGACAGCCUUCUCUGCACAAGGAGUCUAUGAUGGGUCAUCGUAUCCGCGUUAUGCCUUAUUCUACCUUCCGAUUGAACUUGUCUGUCACAUCGCCUUAUAACGCAGAUUUCGACGGUGAUGAAAUGAACUUGCAUGUUCCGCAAUCUGAAGAAACCCGAGCAGAAGUUAGUCAACUGUGCAUGGUCCCCUUGCAAGUUGUAUCUCCACAAAAGAACGGUCCCCUCAUGGGUAUCGUCCAGGAUACACUGUGUGGUAUCUACAAGAUUUGCCGAAGAGAUGUUUUCUUGAACCGUGAGCAGGUCAUGAACAUUCUCAUGUGGGUUCCUAAUUGGGAUGGCACCGUCCCUACACCUUCCAUUCUCAAGCCUCGCCCUCGUUGGACCGGAAAGCAGAUUAUCUCACUUGUGAUUCCUCCGGGUAUCAACAAGGACGACAGCGGAAAGGGAUAUUGCCCAUUGAAUGAUGAGGGUCUGUUAGUCCACGGCGGUGAGCUCAUGUUUGGGCUCCUUAACAAAAAGGCUGUCGGUCAAUCCCAUAGUUCCUUGAUUCACAUCAUUUUCAACGAAAAGGGUCCUUACCGUUGCCUCGAGUUCUUUAACGGCUGUCAAACUGUUGUCAAUUACUGGCUCCUUCAAAACGGAUUCAGUAUCGGUAUCGGCGACACCAUUCCAGAUAAAGCCACGAUUCGAAAGAUUGCGGAAACGGUUGCUUCGAAAAAGGCAGAGGUCGCAGAUGUCACGGCGAAAGCGCAAUCAAAUCAGCUUGAACCUCUUCCUGGAAUGAAUAUCCGUGAUACAUUCGAGAGUUUGGUGUUGAAAUCUCUCAAUUCGGCCCGUGACGUUGCUGGUUCAGAUACCGAGAAGAGCUUGAAAGAUCUCAAUAACGCCAUUCAGAUGGCUCGUUCUGGCUCCAAAGGUUCUAACAUUAACAUCUCCCAGAUGACGGCUGUUGUAGGUCAGCAGUCUGUCGAGGGUAAACGUAUUCCUUUUGGUUUCAAAUACCGUACCUUGCCCCAUUUCACAAAGGAUGAUUACAGUCCCGAGUCUCGUGGGUUCGUUGAGAAUUCUUAUCUCCGUGGUCUCACUCCUCAGGAGUUUUUCUUCCAUGCGAUGGCUGGUAGAGAGGGUCUUAUCGAUACUGCAGUCAAGACUGCCGAAACUGGUUACAUUCAGAGAAGAUUGGUCAAGGCGUUGGAAGAUGUCAUGGCAAAAUACGAUGGUACUGUUAGAAAUUCUCUUGGAGAUAUCAUCCAAUUCGUUUACGGAGAGGAUGGUCUGGAUGGAGGACACAUAGAACCCCAGCACGUCGACGUCAUCGCAUGCUCUGAUGCUGCUUUCGACGCAAAGGUGAAGGUCGAUGUUAUGGACAAGUCUAAAUCGAUACCACUGGAGUUCUUGGAGGUCGCACAUGAGAUCCAGGGAGAUGUAGAGGUUCAGCGAGUUUUAGAUGAAGAGUACGAGCAACUUACAGCCGACCGUAUAUUCUUGCGAUCACUUCAGAAGGGGUCUGUCGAGGAUAAGCUGCAACUGCCCAUCAAUAUCAUUCGGAUCUUGGACAAUGCGCGAACUAUCUUCCGGAUCAAACAGCGCGCGCGAAGUAACCUUCAUCCAAUCGAAACCUGCCAGAAGGUCAAAGAACUACAAUCGAAACUUAUUGUGGUUCGCGGUAACGACCCACUUUCCCUCGAGGCACAGGAAAACGCUACUAGACUAUUCAUGUGCCACCUCCGAUCUCGUCUUGCAUUUAAGAGACUGGUUCUUGAGUCCAAUUUGAACAAGGUCGCUUUCGAAUGGGUACUUGGUGAGAUUGAGGCACGGUUCGCCCGUGCUGCUGUUAAUCCCGGUGAGAUGGUUGGCGUGUUGGCUGCGCAGUCAAUUGGAGAGCCCGCUACUCAGAUGACGUUGAACACUUUCCAUUUCGCUGGUGUGUCUUCCAAGAAUGUCACUCUUGGUGUUCCGCGUUUGAAAGAGAUUCUCAACGUUGCCAAGAAUAUUAAGACUCCCUCCAUGAUGGUGUAUCAGCAGCCGGAGAAUAUCUUUGUCAAAGAAACAGCCAAGAAGCUCAGAUCUGCGGUCGAGCAUACUACUUUGAGGUCGGUUACUGACACCACCGAAAUUUGGUAUGAUCCGGAUCCGAGAGAUACAGUCAUUGAAGAAGAUAAGGAGACGGUGCAGUCGCAUUUCCUGAUCGAUACUGGCGAGGAAGACUUAGAGAGGCAAUCCAAGUGGCUGCUCAGAAUUGUCUUUGAUCGUAAGAAGUUGCUGGACAAGGACUUGACGGUCGAAAAGGUCGGUAUGAAGUUGAUGCAGGAGUAUGGGAACGAUAUGUCUAUCAUCAUGAGUGAUGAUAACGCAGAAAUCCCUAAUAUUCGAUGCCGUAUGAAGAAUUCUGAAGGGCAAAAGGGUGAUGAGGAGACUGACCUGGAGGAGGAUACUAUGCUGAAACGUCUUGAAAACCACAUUUUGGAUGAACUUACACUGAAUGGUGUUAAGGGUAUCCAAAGAGCUUUCUUGAACGACAAGGAGAGGAUUAAAUUCUGUAAGGAUGGAUCCAUGAUCAUGCACAAUGAAGACGAGGAAUGCAAGGAAUGGGUUCUUGAUACGACUGGUACUGCGCUGAAGGCCGUGCUCGAGGUUGAUGGAAUCGAUACAAGCAGAACAUACUCCAAUACCUUUGAGGAGAUUUUGCAAGUUUUCGGCAUCGAGGCUACCAGAGCUGCGUUGUUGAGGGAGCUUAGACAGGUGUUGGCUUUCGACGGUUCCUACGUCAACGAGCGUCAUCUUGCACUCCUUUGCGAUGUCAUGACUGCACGUGGUCACCUGAUGGCCAUUACUCGUCAUGGUAUUAACAGGGCUGAUACUGGUGCAUUGAUGAGGUGUUCUUUUGAGGAGACGGUGGAGAUUUUGCUUGAAGCCGCGGCUUCAGGGGAGUUGGACGAUUGUAGGGGUAUCUCGGAGAACGUCAUGUUAGGUCAAUUGGCUCCUCUAGGCACCGGAGAAUUUGACGUCUUCCUCGAUGAGAAGAUGCUUAUGGAGGUCAUUGUGGAUAAUUCAACUAUCCACGGUGGCGGGGACAUUCCUGGAAUGAACAGAGGCGGUUUGGCUGACGGUGCUGCUACACCAUACGCUGCUUCCCCUACAUAUGCAGAUGGUUUCGUUGGAUCUCCAGAUAUUGGUGCUGCGUUCUCCCCAAUGCAACAUACCGGGGCAGAAACACCUGGCGGGUUCACAGAAUACCAAGCGCCUGGGUUUGGAGGGUUAUCUCCGUAUGGAGCUCGUAGUCCUAUGGCAUAUUCACCUACAAGUCCCUUCGGGACAAGCCCUACAUCUCACCAAUAUUCUCCUGCAUCGCCAGCCUACUCACCCACGUCCCCCAACAUGGCUGUUACCAGCCCUGGGUUUUUCGCAGCAUCUCCAAGGUUUUCACCGAUGGCUGCCAGCCCUGCGUAUACCCCAACCUCACCACAAUAUUCCCCCACUUCUCCAGGCUAUCCUGGUGGUAUGAGUGGUACUCCUACCUCUCCCACAUACUCCCCAACCUCCCCAAGUUUCAGUCCUACUUCACCUAAUUACAGUCCAACUUCGCCGUCGUUCUCUCCGAAUUCCCCAACUUCGCCGGCAUAUUCCCCUACAUCUCCAGAUUAUAGUCCUGCUAGUCCUGCGUUUGGUGGACCCAUGGGAAAUAGCCAUUCUCCCACCAGUCCGACGAGCCCCAACUACAGCCCUACUAGUCCGAUGUACAACCCGGGAAGUCCUAACAAUUAUGGCCCAAAUAAUUAUUCACCUACUAGUCCGUCGUUCCAGUCUCCAGCUCAGGGCAGUCCGAGAUGGUCCCCAACUUCUCCUGGACCAUCAUACUCUCCCCGAUCACCCAGAGACCCACCAAAAAAUGAAUAA